Molecule: messenger RNA, 1642 nt
Organism: Culex pipiens pallens (northern house mosquito)
Lineage: Eukaryota; Metazoa; Arthropoda; Insecta; Diptera; Culicidae
Gene: Sec10
Product: exocyst complex component 5
Exons: 1
Coding region: 17-1585 (522 amino acids)
Biological process (GO): exocytosis; Golgi to plasma membrane transport
Cellular component (GO): exocyst; cytoplasm
Source: RefSeq, a predicted model, not a curated record
GUACGACGAAAUCGAGAUGGCACUGAUUGAGGAGUUUGCCACGGCGCAGAAGAUGGAGAAGAUUGACCGGAUGAAGGAAAUUUCGACGAUUCUGUCGCAGUUUAAGGGGUAUUCGCAGGUGAUUGAUGUUUACAUUGAGCAGAGCCAGGCGGUUACUUACGGUGGACGGGAUGUUUUCGACGGGAUUGUUCCGCUUUGUCACAAGAACUAUAAAAUCAUCCAGCAGGUGUUUAACGCGCCCGAUCAAGUAAUGAGCAAGUUUAUUUUAAACAUUUACCAGUUGAAGAUUAAUCAGUUUGUUCAGACUAAGUUGGACGAUAAAAAGGACGAGAACAAGUACUUGAAGACGCUGUACGAGUUGUACUCGCGCACAUUGAAGCUGUCCACGGAGUUGCAAGAGUUUAUGAAGGAAUCGGACGAUGAUUUGUUGCAGAAGCUGACCGCAAACAUCUUCUCGAUGCAUCUUGCGUCUUAUAUCGAAAUCGAAGGUCGUUGUUUGGAGUCGAAAUGCCAGCUGGAGUUGCGCAAAUUUUACGAGAAUAAAAACCACCAAAAGAAGCAGGUCGAGCGGUUCCAGGAGUUGCGGCGUGACAUGCAAGCGUUGAUUGGGACGCGUGCAAACAUUAACAUUGCCCAAAUUGAAGACUACGGAGGGGAGACGUUCCUGUCAGAAGAACUCGCCAUCAACCUGCUGCAGCAGUCGUCGUGCGCAUUUGAACGCUGCUGUCUUCUUUCGCGGGAAGCUGACCUGCCCAAGAACAUCCUUAAAGUCGCAGACAUCCUGCUGAGAUUCCUACUCCACGAGCACGUUGACUACGCGCUCGACCUCGGCCUGCAAGCAAUUCCGAUCGCCGAGUGCAAGAGCAUGCCCCAAAUCUAUUUCUUCGACGUUGCCCAAAAGUGCAACACGAUCGUGCACCUGCUUGAGAAGACGUACAACGCGAGCGUAAUCCCGAACGUCGUCUCAACCGCCCAGUACACGGAUUGCAUGCAGAAGAAGCGUUUCUACCUGGAGACGAUCGAGAACAAAAUCGAAACGGGGCUGGAACGUACGCUUAACGCCAUCUUUGGCUGGGUCAAAACCUUCCUCCAAAACGAGCAGAAAAAGACCGACUUCAAGCCCGAUUCGGACGUCGACACGGUCGCCUCCAGCGCCUGUCUCUCCGUCGUCCAGUACAUCAACCCGCUCAUCACGCUCAUCCAGCGGACCAUCGACGGCGAAAACCUGUCCGCGGUCAUGACGGAAUUUGGCGUGCGCUACCACCGCGUCAUCUACGAACAUCUGCAGCAGUUCCAGUACAGCACCGCCGGGGCGAUGUGCGCCAUCUGCGACGUCAACGAGUACCGGAAGAGUGCCCGCCCGUUGCAGGCGCCGCUGGUGACGCAGCUGUUUGACGUGCUGCACGCCCUCUGCAAUCUGCUGCUGGUCAAGGUGGAGAAUCUGCAGGAGGUUUGCGGCGGCGAUACGCUCAACUACCUGGACAAGUCGGUGGUGAUGAACUUUAUCCAGCUGCGCAGCGAUUACAAGUCGAUCAAGAUCUCGAACUCGCUGAAGGGAAUUUCGGAUCAGCGGGGCGCGGUUUGAGUGCACGCAGGUUAGUGGAAGAUUUUGUCAAAUGCUAUGCAAGUGAUGGUGUUUAAA